Opisthorchis viverrini is the source of this 540-nucleotide messenger RNA. RefSeq lists its product as hypothetical. Lineage: Eukaryota; Metazoa; Platyhelminthes; Trematoda; Opisthorchiida; Opisthorchiidae. The transcript is spliced from 2 exons. The annotation marks the transcript as partial. The record is from RefSeq and is a predicted model, not a curated record.
CUAGUCAAUUUGGUUUUCACGAGCGACUCAACUGAAUCUCUCGUGUAUGAUAUUCUACAACUGAAUGUGCUGCACACAGGCCGCUGCAGGAUCUUCGAGAUAUCGCAGCAUGUUUUUAUAAAGGAAACUACUCACAAGGUUGCUGAAAAAUCUCCGACAACCCACGACCGGUUUUGCUCUUCUUGGGGCUCAUCAGGUAGGCGCAGUCCCCAAGUUUUCGUCAAAUUUAUGAUCUACUUGAUGAGCCCCAAGAAGGGCGAAACUGGUCGUGGCAGCAACCUUCGCAAAUUGGUGGCUGAUCAGAUGGCAGUUGAUCUGUUCGCCGAGCUUGGCAAUUGGCUUGCAAACGUUUCGUCUCCAGUCGAGGAGACAUCGUCAGUGCGCAGUUGUUGGUGCGCAUUCAACUGCGCACUGACGAUGUCUCCUCGACAACCGGAACGAACGUUUGCGAGCCAACUGCUAAGCUCGGCGAACAGAUCAACUGGCAUCCGAUCAGCCACCAGUAAACACACCCGAGCUACCUAUAUUUCGACAAAUUGA